AUGAAUUGUGAUAACGAUGAAGGUAAUUUUGUGCCAAGUGACGACGUUUCCAGCAUAUCGGCGGGAAGAACAAGACUUUUAGGAACUUUUGCUGGUAUUGGGAAUAAUUGCAAUAACAUGAUUGGUGCUGGAAUAUUUUCAAGUCCCGGUCUAGUCUUAAAUGAAAUUCAGUCUCCUGGAAUAGCAUUAAUUUUAUGGGCAGUGGGUGGAAUUGCCGCAUUAUUCGGAUCGCUUUCUUAUGUCGAGUUAGGAAGUUCUAUACCAGAUGGAGGAGGAGAAACUGUGUAUUUGGAACAAGCAUACCCUCGUCCAAAAGCACUAUUUAGUUAUAUGUUUAGUUUUGCCAUGAUUGUGGUAAUACAACCAGCUUAUAUAUCCGCUAUAGCAAAUGUUUUCGCACAAUAUUUCUUAUAUUUCAUUAAAGCGAAAGGGCGUUGUGACAUUGAUUAUCUGCAUCCAAAGGAAUACAUUACUGAUUGGAAUUUUUGGCAAUUACGACUUUGUUCGUUAGCUGCAGUAGUUAUAAUCACAAUUUACCACAUUCUAUCCAACAAAUGGGCAAACCGUAUAAAUCAAACUCUCACAAUUAUAAAGAUGUUAACACUGCUUGCAAUAUCGAUUAUUGGACUUGCAACAAUUCCUCAGGUUAUUAACGAUAAAGAUACGAAUUGGAAAAAUAUGUUUCCUAGAGAUGUAAAUAUUAGUGCACGCUCUUUGACUGCUGCACUUAUUCCUAUUUUAUUUUCAUAUGGUGGCUGGAAUAAUUUAAAUUAUACUUUGGAUGAAUUCGUCAAUCCACAACAAAAAUUGUUCACGUCAAAUAGUAUUAGUGUCUGUGUUGUUACUUUUUUGUACCUUUGUGCUAAUAUCGCAUAUACGAAUGUACCAUUAUCAACAAUAACCGGCAAUAAUGAACCUUCAGAAAUCAUUGCUGGCCAAUUCGCUCUCCAAGUCGGCGGUUUUAAUUUAGCUCGUGCAUUAUCUUUUUUCGUCUGCCUAUCAGCGUUUGGCGUAUUGGCCGCAAGCAUAUGGGUUGGAUCGCGAAUAAUUGUAGCCGCUGCUAAAAGAGAUUAUAUCCCUUUCUCAUCAAGAUUCGAAAAAUGGAAUGAAAGUACAGAUACUCCGAUUUUUGCAUUGAUCACACAAGCAAUUUGGUCUUCAUUGAUUAUUAUCUUUUAUCCACAUAAUGAUCCAUUUAAAUUUUUUGUUAGUUUGGGUGAGUACUGCAUGUGGGUAUUUCUGUUUCUGACUGUUUUGGGAUUAUUGUUUCUGCGCUAUUCUAAACCCAAUCUAUUUCGUCCAUUCAGAGUGUAUACCCCAAUACCCAUAAUAUUUAUUAUGUUCACAAUAUUUAUUAUAAUUGGGUCUUUCGUAAACGAUUCAUCAAAAAUACCUCAUGAGAACCAACAAAAACUCAACGACGACAUGUGUGAUAGUUCCAAAAACUUCAAAUAUGCAGCAUAUGAAUAUUACCUUCCUUAUGUCAUAAGUUUGGUUGUAAUAGGAGUUGGUGCGAUUUGUUGGUACUUGUUAAAUCAGUUUAGAUACGAUAUACGAACAGUACGCAGUCGAUUUAUUUCGGAGAAGCUAGAAUUGGAGACAAAUCUUAGGUCUUGA
Ambispora gerdemannii is the source of this 1617-nucleotide messenger RNA. Lineage: Eukaryota; Fungi; Glomeromycota; Glomeromycetes; Archaeosporales; Ambisporaceae. The record is from the annotation of a GenBank genome assembly.